UACUGGUUUUUAUUAUAGAUAGUGCUGUCAAUUCGUGGUGAUAUAUAUUUUAAUGACGAUAUAAACUUUAGAGAUAAAAAUACAAGCGAGAUUUUCUAGUGUUAUAUAGGACUUAUAUUGUGAGAGACAAUUGUGUUACUAAGCAGAAAUUAUUCCUGGAGUUAGACGGAGAUUAAGAAUCAGAGAUGGCUGUUUGUCAUGAGAACUCCAGUUCCGUGUUUUCUACGAGACCGAGUCCGACCAGUUUCAACUUUCCGCAUUUUGGUUACGGGGCACAGGCUCCUGGUUAUGCCCCCGAUUACAGUCAAUAUAGCUCCAUGGCUGAAGCGACGUACCAGCAACCCCCGUGGGCCGGGAUGUAUGCCAGUGCUCCCCGCGCCGCUCACUCUGGAUUAGAAGACUGGACCCAAGGUUACAUGGUGCCAGUGACAUCCUCAGCCAUCCAACAGCCUUACAACUACUCCUACAGACCCCCAGUAGCAACUACCAUGGGUAUCGAUUAUUCUCAGAGUGUUAUGGGACAAGGGCAUUCUCCACUCAACGGUUCCCCACCCCUGACUUCAUCUGGUGAUGACAGCCCUAAUGGUUCAGGUUCCAGCAUCUCCAAGGCCAUGAGAGCACCUUAUGAAUGGAUGAAACCUGCCCAGGCACCGCCUGCUAGUGGUAAGACCCGUACCAAGGAUAAAUACCGGGUUGUAUAUACUGAUCAUCAACGUUUAGAAUUAGAAAAGGAAUUUCACUAUAGUCGUUAUAUCACUAUUAGACGUAAAGCUGAGAUUGCUGCACAAUUAGCUCUUUCAGAGAGACAGGUUAAAAUUUGGUUCCAGAACCGUCGUGCCAAAGAAAGAAAACAAAAUAAGAAAGGCAAAGAUAUGGAUGGUGGCAUGCCAGGUAAACUAGAAUACGACGAACCAUUGUCUCCCUCUAGUGGAAACAUGUCUCUACCAAAUAUAAUGAAUACAGAUAUCCAACAACACCAUCAACAACAACCACAACAACAUUCCUAUCAUCAUCAACAACAUCAUCAACAGUCACACUCCCCACAACCAGUGCUCUCUCCUCCCACAUCUCUCCCACAGCUGAUGGUGAAAAGUGAACUUUCGGCUAUUGACUUAGGUAAUUCGGUUUCACCCCCGCAUUCCUAUUAACCCUUGUUUGUGAAAAAUAUUGUAGUGUGUAUAUGUGCGAAUUGUGAAUUAUACCCAAGACCUAUCCGGUCCAAAGCGUUGCGCUACGUGGUCGGUGAGGGCAAAUAAAGCAGAACUCAAAAUUUGAACUUUAUAAAACGAGAGACCAUUAUGAGAUUCUGUGAUUUGUUAAUGAAGUUUUUUUUUGUUAUUUUUGUUGUGUUUUCGUUUCGAUUUUAUAAUGUAUUUUAAAUCAAUUACUUUUCUUAUUUGAUACGAAUCGUAUUUCACCCAAAUUGGCUCAAAAUGUUUAUUUUUUUUAAUGAAAUAACGUUUAUUUGAAAUAAUUACAAAUAAUAGGGCUGUAAAUAAAAACUGUACAUAGAAAGAAAUCCUCCCCGUGUGAAAUAAAAAGCGAAAAACAUAUUAAUUUGUACAUUUUGCCAAGUAACCUAUUGACAUCACGUCUUAAAUGUAAAUAUAUUUAUUUCUUUUAGUGGUUAAAUAAACUACGAAAUAAAAUCCUUUACGUAAAA
Messenger RNA from Patella vulgata (common limpet), 1663 nucleotides. RefSeq names its product homeobox protein CHOX-CAD. Bases 186 to 1148 code for a protein of 320 amino acids. Lineage: Eukaryota; Metazoa; Mollusca; Gastropoda; Patellidae. Gene Ontology annotation, cellular component: nucleus. Gene Ontology annotation, biological process: embryo development; animal organ morphogenesis; anterior/posterior axis specification. Gene Ontology annotation, molecular function: DNA-binding transcription factor activity, RNA polymerase II-specific; RNA polymerase II transcription regulatory region sequence-specific DNA binding. The record is from RefSeq and is a predicted model, not a curated record. The transcript has 3 exons.